Molecule: messenger RNA, 965 nt
Organism: Aegilops tauschii subsp. strangulata
Lineage: Eukaryota; Viridiplantae; Streptophyta; Magnoliopsida; Poales; Poaceae
Source: RefSeq, a predicted model, not a curated record
CCGCGGCCAUCCGCAUGCUUGCAUAUGGAAUUCCAGGCGAUCUGGUGGAUGAGUAUGUGCGUAUGAGUGAGACAACAUGUCUGAUGUCAAUGUACAAGUUUUGCCAGGCUGUGAUCGAGGUGUUUGGCCCAGAGUACUUGAGGCAGCCAACUGCCGCUGAUACAGAGAGAUUGUUGGCGACCAACGCAGUUAGAGGCUUUCCAGGCAUGCUUGGCAGCAUAGAUUGUAUGCACUGGGAGUGGAAGAAUUGUCCAUUUGCUUGGCAGGGCCAGUACAAGGGGCAUGUCAACGGGUGCACUGUCAUAUUAGAAGCGGUGGCAUCGCAGGAUGUUUGGAUAUGGCAUUCUUUCUUCGGCAUGGCAGGUUCUCACAAUGAUAUCAACGUGCUGCAGCGUUCUCCAGUCUUCGCGAGGCUUGCAAAAGGCCACUCCCCACCUAUCAACUUUGAGAUCAACGGCCACCAGUACAACAAGGGAUACUAUCUAGCAGAUGGUAUAUAUCCUCAGUGGUCAACUUUUGUGAAGACAAUCUCGAAACCCCAAGGUGAGAAGAGAAAGAGAUUUGCCCAAAUGCAAGAGAGUGUUAGAAAGGAUGUGGAACGUGCUUUUGGCGUGCUUCAAUCCCGGUGGGGUAUCGUUCGAAACCCUGCACUGUCAUGGGAUGAAAGGAAGCUUUGGGAGGUGAUGACUGCUUGUGUGAUCAUGCACAACAUGAUCGUCGAGGACGAGCGUGAUGAGAGUAUCUUCGACCUAGGAUUUGAUUAUCAAGGUGAAAAUAUUGAGCCCCUGCACCAAGACCCGGCCACAUUUGAACAGUUUGUCCAAUUCCACCGUGAGAUGCGUGAUUGGCACACUCAUUUGAAUCUUCAAAAUGACUUGGUUGAGCACGUGUGGGAUCACAUUGGCAACCAAUACAUGUAUUGGUCCAUUUUAUGUUCAGUCAAGACAAUUUCGAUUUGGUUGUAA